GAAAGAUGUACGUGUAGUUUGAUCUGGACACAGCAACUAUCUGAGUCAUGAAGACCGCCUGACCUUAACACUGGAUUAUGAACACUAUCUUCAAAGAAAGGAACUGAAAACGUGCCCACACAAUGUCAGUGGCAGUGGAAACCACAGUGUCCAGGGUGCCUCUCCCUCUUCCAACCCACUUUUCCCAUGCAGAGCAGUCCUUCUCCCUCAAAAAGCGACAUGUCCCUUUUUCCUUGUCGUCUAUGUCCAACUCAUCCUACUCUUCCCCUAGCCGGCUCUCACAUUCUCUGCCCCCGCUGCCACCAUCCAAGGGAUGUCCCCCUCUGAGUAGGAUGUUCCCCCAGCAUCCAUCCCCCUGGACACCCCUGUCUUGUUCCCUUAGAAAGUCUCCCCCUCCAAAUUCUGUAUAUGAUCCCAGCAAACAGCAAACCUAUUUCAGUCAGUGCUUCACCAAUUUGGGCCUACUAGGAAGAGGAUCCUUUGGAGAAGUCUACAAGGUGCAAAGCAACAAGGACGGUCAUCAGUAUGCAGUGAAGCGCUCUGCUCAUCGCUUCAGGGGUAACAGUGAGAGGAACCGGAGUGUGAGGGAAGCCAGGAACCAUGAGCGCCUGUGUCCUCACCCUCACAUCCUGAAUUUUGUGGCAGCCUGGGAGGAGUGUGGCCGACUGUAUAUUCAGACAGAGCUGUGUAGCACCAGCUUGCUGCUCCAUGCUGAGAACCAGCCUCCUGGUCCAGAUGAGCCUGCAGCGUGGGCCUACCUGUGCGACAUCCUUUCAGCACUGCAACACUUGCACUCUCAUGGUUUUGUUCAUCUGGACCUCAAGCCCGCCAAUGUCCUCAUCACGGACUCUGGACGUCUCAAGCUUGGGGACUUCGGGCUGCUGCUUGAGCUCAAACAGAAGAGUACAGAGCUUGUACAUGGGAAAGUGAAAGAGGAUGCUCAGGAGGGAGAUCCCAGAUACAUGGCUCCUGAGCUUCUCCGGGGGGAAUAUGGACCUGCUGCAGAUGUUUUCAGUCUGGGUGUUUCUAUUCUGGAGCUUGCCUGUAAUAUUGAAGUUCCAAAUGGCGGAGAGGGCUGGCAACAGCUCAGACAAGGCUGCCUCCCCUCAGAGUUUACCAAUGGCCUGUCAACUGAGCUGCAGGCAGUACUGCAGAUGAUGCUGGCCCCAGAGCCCUGUGAGAGACCAACAGUGUCUGAGCUCCUUGCCCUCCCCUCUGUUAGGAAACACAGGUGGAAGAGGCGCAUCUAUCUUAUGGUCGCUGAGACCGUGGUGACACUGGCCUCUCUCUGCCAGUUGGUGGUGUGCUUCGGGUGUAGACUCCUGUCCUCCCUUCAUUUGUCCUUUCUUCCUCGUUGGACCAAGCCAGUGCCCUGCACUCCUCCUAAGGACAGUUGGGACAGGGAUUUAACCCUGCCCCUUGGUGCCAUGAACGCUGACUCAGGGAGCCCAGAGGAUGAUGCAGUGUUUCUGCUGGACCGCACAGACCCAGAGCUUUCCCCCACCUUCUCACACAGGGUCAAAUCCAGAUUGUCUGUGGAAAGCACAUCCACUCCUCUCCCAGGUUCCCCGAUGCGCAAUCACCGAAGUCCUGCCCACACACCCACUCAGCCAAAUCUGGGUGACUGGUCCUCCUGUAACUUGGAUCUGACCCCCUCCAGCAUCCACUCAAAUGGUUCCUGCCACACACUGACCCCCAGUGCAAGCCCCAUACACACAGAGCUUCAUACAGACAGCGUGAAUGAAAAGUCCAUGCAGAGCCGACAUUCUACAUCCACCAAGUCCUCGCAGAGGGGCGGUCGCAACUGGGUCCGAGCAGAGGAGGCUUUACCCCGACCCAACUUUGAACCAAAGAACCUGCUCAGUCUGUUCGAGGAAACAGCUGUGGAGGGACAGCCAUGAGUACAAGACUGCCAGUUUACCUUCAGGGACGUGGUUUUCACUUCAAAGUGUCAGGUGAAAAACAACCUAAUGUAUGAAUGUACCAAGUUCACUACUUAGCUUGUAUGAAUUGUGUGUGUGUGUGGUUUUUUUUUUUUUGCCAUUUCAUUACAGUCCUGCAACUGCUUCUUUUAUGUGUUUGGAAAAAAAAAAGAAUUUAGGGAUAAGGGUUGAAUAUGUAACCAGACCAUAAAGCACUUUUGUUAUGUUUGUGUAAAUGCAAUCUGUUGCUGAAAUGACAACUCAUGGUUUAUUGUUAAAUAAGUUAUCAUUAGCUUUGUGUACUCUGAGUCAUGUACCUCAAGAUUUGCAAAAGAAAAUAAAACAA
Molecule: messenger RNA, 2268 nt
Organism: Seriola dumerili (greater amberjack)
Lineage: Eukaryota; Metazoa; Chordata; Actinopteri; Carangiformes; Carangidae
Gene: pkmyt1
Product: protein kinase, membrane associated tyrosine/threonine 1
Exons: 8
Coding region: 123-1901 (592 amino acids)
Biological process (GO): protein phosphorylation
Molecular function (GO): ATP binding; protein kinase activity
Source: RefSeq, a predicted model, not a curated record